AUGGCUAGGAAUAGAAAAGAAGCUUCAAUAAUUCCCCCACCAUUUAACUUUGGAGCUAUCUUCUCUGAUAAUAUCAUCGAUACAGAGCUCGAAAGUAAAAAUCCAGCUGAUAUAUCUAAUGAUUUAUUUACUAUUGUAAGUUCAACAGACCAAAACGUGUCUGUUGCGAUAUUACUAUCACUAUUUUCUAAAAUACAGAAGCAAGAGAAUGCAGAAUUAAAACAAAAACUUAUUGAUAUCGUCCAAUCUUUUGUUAAUUUGAUCCAAAAUCAAGUUUGGUUUAGAUUAAUUGUAUUAAAGUUCUUUAACAAGCUUAGCGAAUUCCCAGAGGCAGUGCUGCACUUGUUAAACAGCCACACAAGCUUAACUUUGCUUGUCCAUGCUGCAAGUACAAAAUUCACAACAGAAUCCCAAGCGUUCAUACAAAAUAAUAUAAUUCGGAAUCUCUCAAAUACAGCCAAUGCAAAAUUAUCUCAAAACGUUUUAUUUGAACUAUGUGACCUCCAUAUCCCUGAUUUCGACCCAGAUACUAUAUUUGGCCAGAAGGAAGCACCAGAGUUCUCACCAUAUUUAUCACCUCUGAAGCUUUCCAGCCAACAAACAAAUGUUGAAAUUUCAUCUUUCGAAAAUAUACCAAUUCAAUCAGUUCUAGCCGAGUCAAAUGAAAAGUUAAUUUCCAAUAAGGCUAGGCUCUGCGAAUUGUUCUCAUUUUACCCUGAUUUCAACGAGUAUCAUGCGGCCUCCUUCAUUUUCUGCUUAGUCCAGCCACAUUACCACUACAAAGAGUUCCUAGAAAAGAAACUAGAGCCAGAUUCUCGCAACAGACUCCUUGAAAUGCAUAAGGAAAUCUUUGAAUCAAAGAAUUUAUCAAUUCCUAACAUUAUCAACCAUUUCCAAGACUUAGAUACACAACAAUUACAAGUAGAUUCAUGCACUCUUCUCUUUACAAUCCUUAGAUCUCUUACUCAUGGACAACCAAUCAAUCCUUUGUCAUUUACAAGCCAAUGGAAGAAUCCUCAAUUACAACAUUCGAUUUUAUCUUACAUUACAGUCAAUUCCGUUCCAAAUCUUGACUUUUCCAAGACGCCAAAGCAAAUAAACAUUGAUGGCUUCAUUCCAAGCGGUUCUAGCUUUGAUAAUUGCUGCAAUUGCUGGAAAUCCCUUGAAUUCGUACAAAGAGCCACACAAUUGCUAUCAAAUGACUCAGCAAUGCUCAAUAAAUUUUUCGAACCAUUAAUUCAGCGUUAUCCAGCCGUUUUAAUAGCAAUUUUCUCAAGAUCCGACUUCGCCAGUACUAACAACAUCAUCGAUAUCGCUACACAAGCUCUUGGAAAGCUUGUCCAUCAAAAUUUGAGCGGAAUCGUCAACGAACUCUUCAAAACAUCAUCAUCGUUCAUUACAUUACUUCUUCUCAACCUCUACAAGAACCAACCCAACGUUGUCGAUCGUAUUUACACUACAUUUUCCGAUCAUAUCAAUCAACUCCUCGAAUCUACGGACAUCUUCUUUGCUACAGACUGCGCGAUGAUUGCCGCUGUCAAUAAGACCAUAGACAUCGGCCAUUUCGUGGAAAACUACACUAAAAAGAACGGUCCAGAUUCAAUCCAACAUAUCAUUGAUUUCAUUGUCCAAAAAGUGAAGCAAGUCAAUUCCCAACAGUUGCUUGUCAUCACAAACCUCUUCUCCUACCUCUCAGAACACAUAAACGAGUACACAAUCAAUCAACAAAUUUUCAUAGAAACCGCCGCAAAAAGUGCCACGGAAAUCCAACCCGCAUUAGUUAUUCCUUCUUAUGACAUCAAAGUUCCACAGAAGAUGUACACGGAGACAAAAGAACAGGCCACACAAUUCAUGGCGAAACUCCUUUCGAACCAAAUUUCACCAAACGAGUUCUUUUCUUUCCUUUGUAAAGAACGGUUUGUCAAUCCGUUAUUUUUCAGUGAAACCGUUUUGUUGAUUAUUUCUGAGAUCGAGAGAAUCGAUGAGCUUAAGAUUCCUACCAUCAAGAGCCUCGCAAAAGUCACAGCUGAUCUUGUAAUUUCUCAUCAUUUAAACCGCUCAAAAACUGACAAAAUUUUACAACAAAUCAAAUUAUUGUUGAAUAACGAAGAACAGACGCAAUCCUAUUUAUUUGGUAUCAUUGCUUUGGAAGUGAUUCUCCCAAAGAUCGACAAUUUCCCACAGUUCAUUUUCGACGUAAUGAGGGAAACAAGAAUCAGAGAUUUGAGUCCAGAAAUUUUCGACCAAAUUCAAAAAGUUGGUCAGAAAAUAAACGAACCACUUCACUCCACACUUCCUAAAACUAUCAACAUACAUCCAUUACUACAAAGGUUCUUCACAAUGAAGCCUCCUUCACCUCUUAUUGCCAAAUCCCUUCUAAACUUAUCCCAAGAACCCCUAUCCUUGCAUGAUUUGUUCAAACGACAAACAUUGCCAUAUGAUUGGACAGCUCUGGCUGUUGUUGACACGAUACAAGACAAACCGGCUCUUUUACCUGCUUUCAUUCCAAGUAUCAUGGAGAAUCCUGACUUUAUUCCUAUUGUUUUCCAUGCAGCGGCCGCAAGAAGUCUUCAACACAUAUUGAGUCCGGAAUUCGGAAAAUACGAAGGUUGUUUGAGAAGAAGAAGAUUGUAUGUGUUAGGAAAUUUGAUAGGAACGAUAACUUUGAAAGAAAACCGUCCAAUUUUGUCACGUUUUCUUGAUUUGAAGAAACUUCUAUUAUAUGGAAUUUCACAAGGAAAGUUAUAUGGCAUUGUUCCAUUUGUUGUUACAAUAUUACAAUCAGCGUCACCAUUCUUUAAUCCGCCAAAUCCAUAUACAUCUGGAUUGUUGUAUAUUUUGGCAGGAAUCUGUUGCAUGGAUUCAAUCAAAGUAUACAUAAAAGAGCAGAUCUUAGGAUUGUUUAAUAACAUGGGAAUAACAACAGCGAUGUUUGACAAUCUUCCAAAGUAUUUCCCAUUGAAUACUGAUUCGAAUUAUGAUUAUUUGAUCACUCCUUAUUCGAUGAUUCAUUUCUUGAGUGCUCCUGAUAUAGAGAGAAUUACAACAUUCGAUACAAACAGUUUGUCACAGUUCAUACAACAGAAUGUUAUAAUUCCUGAUAACUCGGAAAUUCCUUUAUCUUUGAAGGAGAAAAUCAAAGAAGUCGUUGUCAAUUAUUUGGUUUCUUUCCUUCAUAAAGAUGGACCUCUUUUAGCUGACAAAGCUGCGAAUACGACAUUGGAACUUGUUAGAAAAGAUUUCAAGAACGCACAAGCUCCUGAAAUAAUGUUGGAACCAGCACAUCAAAUGGUUCAUCAACUGAGUAAUUCUUUGACUUUGUUUAACGCAAUUUACAAAUUGCCAGCAAAUUUAGUCAAAAAAUUACAUUCAGUUAUUUCCACACCUGACAAUGAUUGGAUUGACGAAAUUGCAGCGAAGAACUACGAAUGGAUUGCACAGGUUUUAAGAGAUUCUGUUGCAAUCAGAAGCUGGAACACUGUGAAGACAAUUUUGAUGAAAGAAAUCGAAGAAGAAAGACAACAUAGAUCUCGUAAUUUCACAACAUUACCACCUGGUUUGUCAUCGAAUGGAUGCAUACAAUCACAACAGGUUUAUUCCGAAUACAGAGAUCUGUCUUUCUCCCAACAAAGUUAUCCAUUUAACAAAGACGACAAAGUUGUUAUUGACAAAGAAUUCGAUGAAUAUCUUUCCGAAUUCAAAGUCAUUGUUCCUUUCGAACAAAGUUACACAGGAAACACUCCUGAUGAUGGAUCAGUCAAUGACUUACUCGAUAAAUGCCCCAAUUUCGUUAUCGAAACAAUCACUUUCGAUAGAUUUAAAUCUAUUCUCAAAGCAAUUCUCAAAUACGCUUCUAAAUGUCCUUCAAGGCCAUUUGAAAUCGUUUUGUGCCACGUGAUUGAAAAAGUCGUUACUUCUGUCAAUCCUUCGAUAAUUAAGCAGUCAAGACAAUACGUAAUGAGUUGGGUACACAACUUAUUACCUCCUUACAUCGUUUGCGAAUUGGUCAGACUUAAAUUGGUCGUUGAAAAAGACUUGGACAUCGAAUUUUCAACAUUAAUGAAUUCUGAACCAUUCAACACAAGAAUAAUGAUUCAUGUCAUGCAAGCUCUUUAUUUCGGUAUGGUCGAGACAUCGAAAUUGAACGCGAGAGAGAUGAUCUCGUCAUUGACUUUUGUCUGCACAAUUCUCCAGAGCCAGUUGGAUAUCUUAAAGGAUACACAGUUAUCCAGAUAUUCACAGUACUUGAAAUCACUGACAAAAGUCUUUGAAACUGUUUUCGCUCCAGAAAACGGAAUUCCAACUGAUACAAGAUUAUCAAAGCUCGUGACAUAUGAUGCAUCAGAGAACUUGACGAAUCAAAGACACAUCAACGCAAUACAGAAAUGGCACGCGGCGUAUUGCGACAGGGAUAUCAUGGAUUACACAGAAGAAACUAAAGAAGUUUUAGUUUGUGGAGCAUCAACAAUUGCUGCUUUAUUUGGCCAGGAAUCAUUGAAAGCAUGUAAUCUUUUCAUGGAAACAGUUUCUAAACUUCAAAACACGACACAAUACGCAUUGGAUGUUUUAGAAGCUGCAUCACAAAACGUGAAAGGAAUAGGAAAUGUCAUUGGCCAUGAUAUGACGAAAUAUUACCAAAUAAUUCGUAAAUGCAUUGUCAUGUUAACGAAUACCGAUAAGUUCGAACAAAUCGCAAUGACAUUGCAUAACAUCAGGCCAAGUAUCAGUCCAUCAUUUGCUUUUGCAUGGGUUCAAUUGAUAUCAGACAAAAUCUUUGUUUCUCCACUUUUGCAAAACAACAAUUCAUGGACAUCAUUCUUUGUUUUGCUGGCCGAUUAUAUAUCAUCUGUUGGAUUGAUGACGAAGAAAAUGAGUGAUUCAGAUAAAGAAGCAUUCGAUGUAAUGUACAGAGCAUUAUUAAGACUGAUCUUAAUAUUGUCACAUGAUUACAACGAAUUCAUGGCUUCAGCUGCUCCUCUUUUAGUUCAAAUUGUUCCUCUUUCUUUCACACAAAUGAGAAAUGUUUUGUUGAGUUUGGACUCAAAACCAAAUUCAUCAUUUACAAGAGCUGCAUCACAAUUCUCAUUCGUUCCUGAGAAAUUCAGAACAAGUUUGAAUGCCACAUUCCCUCAGAAAUCAUUUGAUAAAUCGCAGUGUUUGAACUGCGUGCAAAUGUUAACCGAAAAGGAUUCACCUGUUACAUUGAUCUACGCAUUUGUUUCGUCCAUUCUUCAGUCAAUGACAUUCUUAAAGCAGGCAGAUAACACUGAAGACAGCCCUGCUUUCAUGGCAAUGCAAGUCUUGUUUGAAGAAUGCGAUGCAAGCCACGCUUACGAUGUCAUCUGCGCAAUUGUUGAUAACGUUAGAGGUGACGAGAAAGAGGCAACAAAUCCAAAGAGAUUGUUGUUAUCCCUCCUUAAUUCAACAAUGUCAAUCAAACAAGGUUUGACUGCUUCAGAAUUGUCAUUGAGAGCAAUCUUCGAAAGAUGCUCUGCAGCAGCGAAACCUCCGAAUGCUUUGCAGCAGUUCUUCAAGGAUAUUCUUGCUCAGGACUCAAGGACACAGUUCUUGAGCUCAAUGAACUACGUCAAGAAUAAUCCACAAGUAAGUGAUUACAUCCAGAAGAAUUUGGCAAAUACUAAGAAAUAA
Messenger RNA from Trichomonas vaginalis G3, 5649 nucleotides. RefSeq names its product nuclear-transcribed mRNA catabolic process, deadenylation-dependent decay. Gene Ontology annotation, biological process: nuclear-transcribed mRNA catabolic process, deadenylation-dependent decay. The transcript has a single exon. The coding region runs from base 1 to 5649 and encodes 1882 amino acids. Lineage: Eukaryota; Parabasalia; Trichomonadida; Trichomonadidae. Gene Ontology annotation, cellular component: CCR4-NOT core complex; P-body. Gene Ontology annotation, molecular function: molecular adaptor activity. The record is from RefSeq and is a predicted model, not a curated record.